Peronospora matthiolae is the source of this 132-nucleotide messenger RNA. The record is from the annotation of a GenBank genome assembly. Lineage: Eukaryota; Oomycota; Peronosporomycetes; Peronosporales; Peronosporaceae.
AUGGGUGGCGGGGAACAGUCUAAGUACGAGCUGGGGGGGAUGGGAGAUCUGAUUCGGACUGGCCUGAGUCAAAAGACUCGUGUGUCGCCACGUGCACGAGACGUGGAGGACGACAGACAGUACGGUUUUUAA